This is a messenger RNA of Talaromyces marneffei, 660 nucleotides long. RefSeq lists its product as uncharacterized. Gene Ontology annotation, molecular function: ATP binding; glutamine-tRNA ligase activity. Lineage: Eukaryota; Fungi; Ascomycota; Eurotiomycetes; Eurotiales; Trichocomaceae. The coding region runs from base 1 to 660 and encodes 219 amino acids. The transcript has 2 exons. Gene Ontology annotation, cellular component: cytosol. Gene Ontology annotation, biological process: glutaminyl-tRNA aminoacylation. The record is from RefSeq and is a predicted model, not a curated record.
AUGAAGCUCGAGGAAAGUGUUGCCAAUGACACAGCAUCUAUGUUCACCUCCGGGUUUCUCGCAGAUGUAUAUAACGAGAAGCCUAUAGGAUCUCUAGGAGUCGAUAGAAUCGUAACGCGUUUCCCGCCAGAACCAAACGGUUUUCGUCACCUAGGACACAGCAAAGCCAUUGCCAUCAAUUUCGGCUUCGCAGAACAUCACGGUGGAGAUUGUUAUUUACGCUAUGAUGACACGAAUCCUGCCAAAGAGGAGGAGAAGUACUUCAUGGCUAUUGCGGAUAUCAUUCAAUGGUUAGGUUUCAAACCAGCCAAGAUUACGCAUUCGAGUGAUUAUUUUGAUGCCCUCUAUGAGCUUGCGGAGGACUUGAUCAACCGUGACGGUGCUUAUGUCUGCCACUGCUCUAAAAGUAAAACUGCCCAGCAACGGGGAGGCAGCAAAGGCGCUACCCCUCGCUACGCUUGCUCUCAUCGAGAUCGUCCAAUUGAUGAAUCACUUACCGAAUUCAGAGCAAUGCGCGACGGCAAGUACGGAUCCCAGGAGGCAUUGCUUCGCAUGAAACAAGACCUCGAAUCCGAUAAUCCACAGAUGUGGGAUUUGACUGCAUAUCGUGUCAUUGCACCAUGCAAAUCCGAUACCAAGGACCAGCCAGCCAGCGAGUAG